GUAACUAGGACUCCAGGCUGGGAAGAUGCUGAGUUCCAUCAAGUGUGUGUUGGUGGGAGAUUCAGCUGUGGGGAAAACCUCUCUGCUGGUGCGCUUCACUUCAGAGACCUUCCCUGAGGCCUACAAGCCCACGGUGUAUGAGAACACAGGUGUGGACGUCUUCAUGGAUGGCAUCCAGAUCAGCCUGGGCCUCUGGGACACAGCAGGUAAUGACGCCUUCCGAAGUAUCCGCCCCCUGUCCUACCAGCAGGCCGACGUGGUGCUGAUGUGCUACUCUGUGGCCAACCAUAACUCUUUCCUGAACCUGAAGAACAAGUGGAUUGCCGAAAUCAGGAGCAACUUGCCCUGCACCCCCGUGCUGGUGGUGGCCACCCAGACGGACCAGCGGGAGAUGGGAACCCACAGGGCCUCCUGCAUCAGUGCCAUGGAAGGGAAAAAACUGGCCCAGGAAGUGAGAGCAAAGGGCUAUCUGGAGUGCUCGGCCCUCAGCAACAGGGGGGUUCAGCAGGUGUUCGAGUGUGCUGUCCGGACUGCUGUCAACCAAGCCAGGAGACGCAACAGAAGGAGGUUCUUCUCCAUUAACGAGUGCAAGAUUUUCUAG
Messenger RNA from Neomonachus schauinslandi (Hawaiian monk seal), 601 nucleotides. RefSeq names its product ras homolog family member H (gene RHOH). Gene Ontology annotation, molecular function: GTP binding; GTPase activity. The coding region runs from base 26 to 601 and encodes 191 amino acids. Lineage: Eukaryota; Metazoa; Chordata; Mammalia; Carnivora; Phocidae. The record is from RefSeq and is a predicted model, not a curated record. Gene Ontology annotation, biological process: small GTPase-mediated signal transduction. The transcript has a single exon.